UCCCUCUGUUUUUCGUCAGUACCUUGGCUACUUUGGAGAUGCCAAAAUGUGCUACCAGCGUCUAUACGUGAAGUUCCUGGAGAACGUCAACAAGAAGGACUACGUGCGCGUGUGUUCUCGGAAGCCAUGGCAUCGAACUGCUCUGGCCCUAAGACGGCAGUCUCUGGCCAAACAGCUGCUGAGCAGCCACAGUCAGCCCCGAGCGGAGAGAGAAGACAGAGACAAGGAGAGACAGAAAGAACGAGACCUGAAGGAGCAGAGAGCCAGAGAGAGGAGAGAGGAGAGGGAGAAACAGGAGAGGGAGCACAAAGAAAAAAUGAUUAGAGAACGAGAACGGAGGGAGAGCAGUGAAAAGGAGAGAGAGAAUGAGCAGAGAGAGAGGAGAGAAGCAGAGGAGAAGGACAGACAGAGAGAGCAAGAGAAACGAGAACAAGAGUGGAGAGAAAGACAGAGAAGAGAGAGGGAACAGCAGGAGUUUGAACGGAAAGAGAGAAGGAUGGAAAUCCUCCAACAGGAGAGGAAAAGAGAAAAGAAGCAGAGGGAGCAGAAAGAAAGGGAGCAAAGAGAAGCUGAAAGAGAAAAGAGACGGGGACAAGAUGGAAGCCUGGGAAGUCCAAAAGAAGAGAGGACUUCAAAAGACAGAGCUGAGCCUCCACCAAAGAAGAGGAAGACGUGGCUGAAGGAGGUACCGUCCUCCUCCUCCGAGUCUGACUCCUCCCGGCACAGUGACGAUGAAGGUCAGCAGUUCCGCGUGGUCGUUCAUGUCCGUCACGCUAAUCAGGAUGGCCCCGUGCAGGAAGGCGUGAACAGCCGCGCCAUGAGGGAGAUGUUCAGGAGCUACGUGGAAAUGCUGGUGAGCACAGCACUCGACCCUGACAUGAUCCAAGCUCUGGAGGACACCGAUGAUGAGCUCUACCUUCCUCCCAUGAGGAAGAUCGACAGCUUGCUGAACGACCAGAAGAAGCUGCUGUUAAGAAGAAUCAGCAUGAGCGCACAGCAUCAGGAGGCUCUGCACACGUAUCCCAACAUGACAGCCGACCCUCUGGAGUCUGGAGCAGUGUGGGUCCAUCUGGGCGGGGAGGGUUACAGCCGUAAGACCCUCAGUCGGGUCAAGAAGAGUGUUGCUAAGCAACAG
Cyprinodon variegatus (sheepshead minnow) is the source of this 1135-nucleotide messenger RNA. RefSeq names its product proline-rich protein 12-like. The transcript has 5 exons. The record is from RefSeq and is a predicted model, not a curated record. The annotation marks the transcript as partial. Lineage: Eukaryota; Metazoa; Chordata; Actinopteri; Cyprinodontiformes; Cyprinodontidae.